GUUUGUUGUUGAUUGUAUGUAAGGUUAUGUGCGCUUGAAAGUGGUUAUGUGAUUCCAUGCCGAUUGCAAGAUAGGAAAACCUAGUCCCACCAUCCGUACGUAAAUUGUUGACAAAAGUGCAAAAAUGUUUCGCAAAAGUGUACAAUCAUUGACGGCACUCACCAAAGCAUGCGGUUCAGCACAGUACCGGAGUCUCUACUCUGCGUCGGCGCUCGGCAUCGAAGGGUAUGAGGCGUACCGGGAGAAAACCCGCACCCAGCACCUGCACAACGUGGACAACUUCAAGCGCAAAAUGCGCGACUUUGUGUCUGGCUCGGCAACGAACAUGAUCUUUACCGAGGAUUUGAAAAACAUCAUCCACCUGAUCGACAACACGCCGGAAGACAAGCAGCUGCUGAAGGACAUAAUCCUCCGGUACAACCAGCAGGGGAAGGAGCUACGCUUCGGCAACUACGUGUUCGGGCCGGUCAUUAUGCGCGCCUGUCACCAUCUGGGCGAUGCCGAUUUGGCCCUCGACCUGUUCAAGGGUGCCGGGGGGGAUGGAUUUUUCGACCAGCUCACAAGCUACCAGAUACUGGGCGAUAUGCUGUACGAGAAGGGCCGCUAUCGGGAGGUGCGUGAGCUGUUCGAUUCGAUCAAGAGCCGGCAGAUACAGGGCGGCCGGUUUCCGAAGCACUGCAUCACGCUCACGUUCGCCGCCUGCUACAAGGAAAGCACGCCCGAAGCGUUCCAGUACGCGAUGGACCUGUGGAAGGAGCUGAACGCGGUCGGCCAUGUGCCGAUGCGGAAGGCAACGGCGUUUGCGGCCGCCCUUGCGCUGAACAACGGUCGGCCGGAGAUUGCGGUGGAGAUACUGGGCACGGUUGCCAAGGGUAAUUACGUGACGGUGCGGCAGCUGAAAACGUUGGCCCUGUGUGCGCUCGGCCGGCUGGAAGAUGUGGUGCCGAUCUUUCGCUCGGUGCUGGAGGUGAAGGGACCGUUCGAGAAGCAGCAAACGUACUGCCGCGAGGUCAUCCAGAAGGUGCAGGAAGCGGUGAAGCAGGCGAAGGAAGCGAGCGUCUCCAGCAGCAGCUUGCAGGAUUUGGAGCGGAUGCUCGAGUACCUCGAAACCAAUGGGCAGAUAGUGAAUGACACGCUGGACAGUAUACUUUGCUCCGAGAUUGUGUCGACGGCGCAGCGAAAAGAUAACAACAGCAAUCUGGCCGACAGCUACAACUCGCGCGGGGGUCGGGUACAGCAGCAGCAGCGAAACUUCCGACCGACGAAAAAGUAUCAGCAGCUCAGACCCGGUCUUUCGGAGAUGAAUUAGGGCGGCCCGGGGUAGUGGAAAACAGAUGGGAGAUUGUUUAAAUAAAAGGCGAUAUGUCUGUAGUAAGUUUAAAAA
Molecule: messenger RNA, 1384 nt
Organism: Anopheles arabiensis
Lineage: Eukaryota; Metazoa; Arthropoda; Insecta; Diptera; Culicidae
Product: pentatricopeptide repeat-containing protein 2, mitochondrial-like
Exons: 2
Coding region: 125-1309 (394 amino acids)
Biological process (GO): multicellular organism development; regulation of mRNA processing; mitochondrion organization
Cellular component (GO): mitochondrion
Molecular function (GO): protein binding; RNA binding
Source: RefSeq, a predicted model, not a curated record